Messenger RNA from Ambispora leptoticha, 366 nucleotides. Lineage: Eukaryota; Fungi; Glomeromycota; Glomeromycetes; Archaeosporales; Ambisporaceae. The record is from the annotation of a GenBank genome assembly.
AUGGACUUUUUGAACAAAAUCAAAGUCAAUAUUGAUAUCAGAAAAGGAUUACUUAACUUUGAAUACAAUGAUCAAAAAGGAAAAGUACUAAUUAAAUUUAUUCAUAAUAAUAAAGAAGAAAUACUAUUUGAAGAAAUCAGUUCUGAAGAAGAAGAAUCAGAUGAAGAUUCUGAAAAAUUUAAAGAUGAUGAUAGUGUUGAAAUUAUUACUAAAGAAGCUUGGAUCCUUAUUGAAACUCCAACCCAAAGACUAAAAGAUGUUAACUUUGGAGAUAUACCUUUACAAAUUAUCCAAAGUAUUAAAAGAACUUAUGAGAUACAAGUCUAUCAAGAAGGAAUUAAAAUUAAAUGGAAGAGAUAUACUUAG